Molecule: messenger RNA, 1637 nt
Organism: Zootermopsis nevadensis
Lineage: Eukaryota; Metazoa; Arthropoda; Insecta; Blattodea; Termopsidae
Source: RefSeq, a predicted model, not a curated record
GUGUAUAAUCGAUAUUCAAAAUGGUUCAUGUUGUGCGUAGUUUAAGUUGCAGGUUGCAAUCGUGUUGCGAUACUUUAUUGAAAUAUAAUUAUUACAAAAAAUCCACAGUCUCAUCAUAUUUAUAUAGCAACUUUUCAUCUAGUUCAACUGAGAUAUUAUCUGAAAAAUAUGAUGUGGUGGUGGUUGGAGGAGGUAUUGUGGGAAUGGCAACAGCACGGGAAAUUCUCCUUCGCUACCCACAUCUUAAGAUGGCUGUACUGGAGAAAGAGAAGGAACUUGCGUGUCACCAGACAGGACAUAACAGUGGAGUGAUACAUGCCGGCAUAUAUUACAAACCUGGCACGUUGAAGGCAAAGCUUUGUGUGGAGGGUUUGAAUCUAGCAUAUAAAUACUGUGAUGAACACAACAUUCCAUAUAAAAAGUGUGGCAAGCUAAUUGUGGCUACAAAUCCUGUUGAGGAAAAGAGACUUGAUGAUUUGUAUGAAAGAGGAAAGAAGAAUAAUGUGAAAGACUUAGAAAUGAUUAGUGCCAAACGGAUUAAAGAAAUUGAACCAAUGUGUCAGGGAACUCGUGGUCUUUGGUCCCCACAUACUGGCAUAGUAGACUGGGCCGAAGUGACGAGAUCAUAUGGAAAGGAUUUCACAGAAAAGGGUGGCAGGAUCCAUUUGAAUUUCAGAGUUAUUUCAUUUAAGGAAACAGCUGAAAGUUCAUCAGCAUCUAAAGGUGAUGGAAACAAGUAUCCUGUCUCUGUCCGUGGGGAAAAUAGUGCUGUAAAAGCAUCGUAUGUUCUGACAUGUGGUGGCCUUCAGUCUGAUGAGCUGGCACAGAUGUCGGGCGGAAAGAUCAAUCCUAAGAUCGUUCCGUUUCGUGGCGAAUAUCUUCUUCUGAACCCGAAGAAGCAACAUAUGAUUAAAGGAAAUAUAUAUCCAGUUCCAGAUCCGCGGUUUCCGUUCCUUGGUGUACAUUUUACUCCUCGAAUGGAUGGAAGUAUCUGGAUUGGUCCAAAUGCUGUACUUGCUUUGAAACGAGAAGGAUAUGGUUGGUGUGAUGUCGAUGUCAAAGAAUUGAUGGAUACUUUGUCGUAUCGUGGUUUUCAGAAGAUGGCUCUGAAGAAUAGUGUAUUUGGAAUAUCAGAGAUGAUAAAGUCUGCAUUUAUAACACUUCAGUUACGUGAGAUUAACAAAUUUAUUAAAGAAAUUACAGCUGACGAUCUGUCGAGGUGAGCUCUCUUUUUAAUAGUUUAAUAGUAGUUACUGGUAUAAUUUUCUUACAAAUUAUGAUCAUUCAUCUGUGCUUAUAACUCAGACAAUGGCCACAGAUUUGCUUAAAUAACAGAUUGAGAAAUGGGAAUAGUGCGUCAUUAUUAGGUUACAAUUUUUAAAAGAAUAUGUGAAGCUCUUACUAAAAUACGUGCUGACGGCCACAAAGUUUGGGUCUGCUGCAUGUGUCUCAUGUAACCAUAAAACUAUCACCGCUUGCUACUUUCGGAAGAGGCGUCCAUGCCCUGCCCAAAAGUACUUGUUUUGACGUAAAUACGUCUAUGCGGAAGGGUCAUUCAGCAAAAAUAACGUUGGUUACGAAGAUGUGUAAGAUCCUCUAUGUAAAAUGAUCAGUAAAUAAGGACCCCUAAGAAUCUG